Molecule: messenger RNA, 3217 nt
Organism: Aegilops tauschii subsp. strangulata
Lineage: Eukaryota; Viridiplantae; Streptophyta; Magnoliopsida; Poales; Poaceae
Product: disease resistance protein RGA5
Biological process (GO): defense response to other organism
Molecular function (GO): ADP binding
Source: RefSeq, a predicted model, not a curated record
CGUUGAGCCGUUGACCCAAAGCCUCAGUACGACGGCUUUCUCCCCCCUUCCCCCUUCCCUCCUCUCAUCCCAUUUGCCUGAUAAAACUUCUCCAGAUCCAUUUCCUCCUCGCCACCAAGCGCAGGGGAAGACGGCGGGUUCGGUUGGAGAUAGCUAGGGUGAGGCCGCAAUCCAUUGGCAGCUUAUUAUUCCAUUGAUUCUGCACAAGUGAGUAGCGAAGAGAUGGAAGGAGUCCGGGUGAGUGCCGCCACGGGGGUCCUGAAAUCCCUCCUCUGCAAGCUCGCCGCACUCCUAGAGGGGGAGUACAAGAUGCACAAGGGCCUGAGGCGCGACAUCGCCUUCCUCAAGGACGAGCUGAGCAGCAUGAACGCUCUCCUGGAGAAGCUGGCCGAGGCGGAGGCUCUCGACACACAGCUCAGGGAGUGGAGGGACCAAGUGAGGGAGAUGGCCUAUGAGAUUGAGGAUUACAUCGACAGGUACAUGAAUCACCACAUCCACCGUGAUCCGGACAAGCCUAACGCUGUCAUGGGGCUCUUUUGGAAGGGCGUCUGCAAGGUGAAAAGCUUUGGAGCUCACCAUGAGAUGGCAGUGCAAAUCAAAGAACUCAAGUCCCGCAUCAUCGAGGCAAGUCAGCGCCAUGACAGGUACAGGCUUGAUGCGAUGGUCUGUUCUGCGAGCUCCAAUGCUGUGCGCACUGACCCUCGGUUGCCUGCCCUCUUUGUGGAGGGAGCCAGCCUUGUUGGGAUUGAAGGUCCAAAGGAUGAGUUAAUUAAGUUGGUCACGGAUGAGGAGGUCUCACUGAAGGUUGUUUCUCUCAUAGGCUUUGGAGGGUCGGGGAAGACAACUCUUGCUAAUCAAGUAUACCAAAAAGCUGGUAGACUGUUCAAUUGCCAAGCUUUUGUGUCGGUGUCGCAAAAUCCUGACAUAAGAAAGAUUUUGCGGUCCAUGCUCUCUCAAAUAAGAAAGGAAGACUUUCCCAUUUCUCGAUCGAGUGAUGAGGCGUGGCUCAUCAACUCAAUGAGAGAUUUCUUGAAGGACAAGAGGUAUCUUAUAGUAAUUGAUGAUAUAUGGAGUAUCCAAGCGUGGAAGACUAUCAAGUGCGCCUUGCUUGAAAAUUCCUGUGGUAGUAGAAUAAUAGUGACAACACGAAAUGUCAGUGUUGCCAAGUCAUGUUGCUUCCCUCGCCUUGACCUUGCAUAUGAAUUAAGGCCUCUGACUGAAGCUGAUUCGAAAAUCUUGUUCUUUACAAGAGUUUUUGGCUCUGUGGAAAAAUGCCCACUUCACCUGAAUGAAAUUUCAACUGAGAUCAUAAAAAAGUGUGGUGGUUUACCAUUGGCAAUCAUCACAAUUGGUAGUUUGUUGACCACAAAAUCAGAUAGCAGAGAAGACUGGGUCAGGGUUCGAAAUUCGAUUGGUCGAGGACUUGAGAAAAACCCUCAUGUGGAGGAAAUGGAAAGGAUCUUAUCACUUAGCUAUAAUGAUCUUACUCUCCAACUGAAGACCUGCUUGCUGUAUUUAAGUAUGUAUCCGGAAGAUUAUGAGGUCCAAAUGGAAGAUUUGGUGAGGAGGUGGAUAGCAGAAAGAUUUGUUAAGGUUGAUGGUGGGAAAAAUUUAUUUGACACAGGAAAAGGCUAUUUCUAUGAACUGAUAAACAGAAACAUGAUACAACCAACAUAUAUCAACUAUGAUGGUCAAGCAAUGGCAUGCCGUGUGCAUGAUAUGAUCCGUGAUCUCAUUAUAUCAAAGGCACUGGAAGAAAAUUUUAUCACUUCUAGUGGUCAUCAAACACAUAGCUUGGUCGCACAGCAUAAAGUUCGCCGACUCUCGAUUGACUACCGUGGCCUAGAAAAUGUGAAGACAGUGUCAUCCAUGGUCACUGCUCAUGUUCGAACCCUUGGCGUCUUUGGAUGUACUGGUCAAGUACCUCCCCUUUCGGAAUUUCCAGCCCUGAGAAUGCUUGCUCUAGACAGGAGUGAGAAGUUGGAAAUUGGUUAUCUUAAAAACAUAACAAAGUUGUGUCUGUUGAGGUACCUGCGGAUUGAAGGAAGCUGCAUUACAGAACUCCCUGAACAGAUCGGAGAUCUACAGUGUUUGGAGAUGCUGGAUUUACAUGGUACUGGUAUAAGGGAAUUGCCAACAAGUAUCGUUCAGCUGCUGCAACUGAAACUGCUACUUGUUGAUGGCGCAAAAUUACCACAUGGCAUUGGGAACAUGCAAGGCAUAGAGGAACUGUCAUGCAUAACCGUGGACGACAGCACCUCAAUCAAUCUCUUGCAGGAGCUGGGAGGUUUGACUAGAAUGAGAAUUCUUGGCCUGAAGUUGUGCAUGAGCGCACAUAAGACAAGCACAAGAUAUGUGGAUAAAUUGGUUUCAUCGCUUGGCAAGCUUGGUAGCUCUCAGCUUGAGCGUCUGUCCGUCAAAACGGAUGGUCGUUUGAUUGGCAUUCCAUUUGGUUCUUGGUCCCCGCCUCCCCGUCUCCUGCAGGAGCUAAUCACCUCUGAUUUGUGUCUCUGUCAGAUACCUGAUUGGAUGGCCUCAAUGGCCAGCCUCACCUGCCUUCAAAUCGGCGUUAAUCGAGUGACGCAGGAGACCCUUCUCGUCCUUGGGGGUUUGCCUGUCUUGUUAUCCCUGACGCUGAACUCCUCACAAAAUGCUGAACCCAAACAAAGGCUCGUGGUCAGCAACAACAUGUUCCGAUGCCUGAAGCGGUUCCUCCUCUAUUGUGAGGUGGGUCUUCUGACGUUUGAAGCAGGAGCCAUGCCAAAACUCAAAGCACUCGAAUUUCAGAUUGUGGCGCUCGAAGCGAAAUCUGCGUGCAUCGCUCCCGACCUUGGCAUCAGCAACCUCUGUGCCCUGAGUGAUCUCUGCCUCUGGAUUGACUGCCAGGGUGAAAAGGCUGAGGAGGGGGUUCACGAGCUGGAGUCUGUAAUCAGGAUUGCGGCCAGCCUACUUCCCAACCGCCCUACACCAUAUUUCCAUAGGUUGUAUUGAGGUGGAGAUGAGAACGGCUGAUGCAGCGUAAGCCCAACCCAGAUUGUCUGGAUCUAUUAUCACUUCUCCUAUUUUAUCAAGCUGGGUCUGACAAUCCAAGAAGCUAUCUAGGGUUGUUGUAAACAAUUAUUUUCAUCUCAUAACUCUUGAAUAUAGAUUUCCCCAUCGCCCUAAAUUCAGAAAAUAUAUAUAUAUGGAAAACCAGAGGAAAAGGUAAGAGCUGAAA